AUGGCCCCUUCCGCUGUAGAACCAGAAAUCCUGGGAACUUCCGAGAAGAUCCCCAUCAAAGCUUGGACUCGCCCAGCACAAACCGAAGAAAAGCUUGAGUGGGCUCCUCUAGUUGAGAUCGAUCUAUCUCGCUUCGACGAGCCCGGCGGUAAAGAGGCACUAGCCAAGCAACUAUACGAUGCCGUGACACGAGUCGGCUUUUGGGUUGUGACUGGCCACGGAAUCAGCGAAGAGCGUGUCCUUCGUCAAUUCAGUAUAGGAAAUGCGUUCUUCAAAGAGCCGCUCGAGGAAAAGCGCAGCUUUGCUUGCAAUUUCGCUGAGGGCGAGUAUUUCGGCUAUCGCGAGAAUGAGAGGUGGAUCGGAGAUACAGGGGUCAAAGACAACGUAGAGAUGCUCAACAUCCCCAAAGCAAUCCCAGUCUGGGACGACCUGCCAAGACACAGGGUUGUGCGUCAGAACUAUGACGAGAUUGCGAGCUUCCACCGCGAUCUCUUCGAGAACGUGAUACGAAAGCUCUUCGUUCUCAUGGCUAUUAUCCUCGAGCUACCAGAGGACUACUUGGUCAACGCACACGCAUAUGACAAGCGCUCAGAUGACCACUUGCGAUACAUGAUCUAUAACACUCGAACCCAAGAAGAGUGGGAUAAGGCUCAGUCUGUGACUACUGGUGGUCACACAGACUUUGGCAGCCUGACAUUGCUUUUCUCUCAGAAUAUCGCUGGCUUGCAGAUCCGAACCCCAGAAGAGGAAUGGAAAUGGGUGAAACCUGUUGAGGGAGGUAUCACCUGCAAUGCAGCAGAUACUUUGUCAUUCCUUACCAACGGAUUCAUCAAAUCUACAAUCCACCGUGUCAUUACGCCCCCGAAAGAUCAGAUCCAGACUCCUCGUCUUGGAUUACUGUACUUUGCUAGACCUGGUGAUGAUACUAUUAUGAAAACAGUGCCAUCUCCUCUCCUUGAGCGCCUUGGGUUGCUCACUGAGGCAGAUAAAGCCAACACCGAGCCUGCGCCUACUGGAACCGAAUAUGUUCGUGCCCGGGUCCGCGAUGUACACCAUAGAAAAGUCAUCGACCGACGGGAGAACACUUCGUUUGAGUUCAAAGGGCUUAAGGUACCCAAUUAUUAUAAGUGA
Messenger RNA from Penicillium brevicompactum, 1131 nucleotides. RefSeq lists its product as uncharacterized. Lineage: Eukaryota; Fungi; Ascomycota; Eurotiomycetes; Eurotiales; Aspergillaceae. The transcript has 3 exons. Gene Ontology annotation, molecular function: dioxygenase activity. The record is from RefSeq and is a predicted model, not a curated record. Bases 1 to 1131 code for a protein of 376 amino acids.